AGCACUUUCCAGCUGCAAAUUCUAAGUCUCAUCCUGACUGGUCAAUCUCCCUUUUCUCCUUCUUCUUCUUCUUCCUUUCCCACUUCUCUCUGUAUAUAUAUAAUCAUCCAUUUCUCUUCCAUUCCAUUUCAUCUUUAUCUCUUCUUCUUCUUCUUCUUAAAUCUCCACAUCAAAAUCCCACAUUCCCAAUUCUAUCUGUUCAUCACCAAAAAUGAGACCUCACGAACCUUAUUCUGAGAAUAAUUCCGACGCGGAGAGCGUCGCCAGCGUCAGAAGGGGUGAUCGGAGAGCCUUCAGCGGUCCAAUUUCUUCCUCCACAAAGCAAAGGAAGAAUGCUAAAUUCGACCUCUCUUCUUCUUCUUCCUCUCCCAAGGCUGCCGAUGACGACGACACCUAUGUUGAAAUCACCCUCGAUAUUCGCGAUGACUCUGUCGCCGUCCACAGUGUUCACACCGCCGGCGCCGGCCAAGAUCCCGACGCUCUUGAAGACCCUGAACUUUCCCUUCUCGCCAAAAGAACUCUCGAGAAGAAAUCUUCCUCUUUCCGAGCCUCUGUUCUUCGUUCCACUUCUUCUCGUAUCAAACAGGUCUCUCAGGAGCUUAAACGAUUCACCUCGCUCAACCGCCGCACCUCCACUCGCCGCUUCGAUCGGACUAAAUCUGCAGCCACCCACGCUCUUAAAGGGCUUAAGUUCAUCGCUGCCAAAACCGGCGGUGGUGGAACCUCCGCCGCUUGGGCUCCGGUUGAGAAGCGGUUCGAUGAACUCACCGCCUCCACCAACGGCCUCCUCCCUUCCUCCUUGUUCGGAGAAUGCAUUGGAAUGAACAAAGAUUCGAAAGAAUUCGCCGGUGAGCUUUUCCGUGCACUUGCUCGUAGGCGCAACAUUACCGGUGAUUCCAUCAACAAAGCUCAACUCAAAGAGUUCUGGGAUCAGAUCUCCGAUGACAGCUUCGAUUCCAGGCUACAAACUUUCUUUGACAUGGUGGAUACGGACGCAGAUGGAAGAAUCACAGAAGAAGAAGUCGAAGAGAUUAUUAGCAUGAGUGCUUCUGCUAACAAGCUAUCCACAAUUCAAAAACAAGCAAAAGAAUACGCCGCCUUGAUCAUGGAAGAACUCGACCCAGGAAAUGCAGGAUACAUCAUGAUACACAAUCUGGAAACUCUGUUAUUACAAGCUCCAAAUCAAUCAGUGAGGGUGAGUGACAGUCGAGUUUUAAGUCAAUUACUAAGCCAAAAGCUGAAGGUAACAAACGAAAGCAACCCCAUCGUAAGAACAUACGACAAAUUCCAGUACUUUGUAGAAGACAAUUGGCAGAGGAUUUGGGUGUUAAUGCUGUGGCUCGGCAUCUGCGGCGGUCUCUUCGCUUACAAAUUCAUCCAAUACCGUCACAGAGAGGUGUUCAACGUAAUGGGUUACUGCGUUUCAAUCGCUAAAGGAGGAGCCGAAACUCUAAAAUUCAACAUGGCUCUAAUUCUGCUCCCUGUUUGUCGUAACACCAUCACUUGGCUUCGUAACAAAACCAAAUUAGGCGUCGUCGUUCCCUUCGAUGACAAUCUCAAUUUCCACAAGGUUAUUGCAGUGGGAAUUUCUGUAGGAGUGGGGUUGCAUGCAAUCGCUCAUUUGACAUGCGAUUUUCCUCGGCUUCUCCAUGCAACAGAGGAACAAUACGAGCCACUGAAGCCAUUCUUUGGCGAGGAGCAGCCUGAUAACUAUUGGUGGUUUGUUAAAGGAGUGGAGGGCGUUACAGGGAUUAUAAUGGUUGUAUUAAUGGCCAUUGCUUUCACAUUAGCCACUCCAUGGUUUAGAAGAAACAAGCUCAAUGUACCUAAACCCUUCAAAAAGCUAACUGGGUUCAAUGCCUUUUGGUACUCCCACCAUCUCUUCGUUGCCGUCUACGCCCUCCUCGUCGUCCACGGCAUCUAUCUUUACCUAACGAAAGAAUGGUAUAAGAAAACGACGUGGAUGUAUUUGGCGGUACCAGUUGUUCUUUACGCAUGCGAAAGGUUGAUAAGGGCAUUCAGAUCAGGGAUCAAGCCAGUGAAGAUCCUUAAGGUGGCUGUUUAUCCUGGAAACGUUCUGGCAUUGCACAUGUCUAAGCCACAUGGUUUCAAAUACAAGAGUGGGCAAUACAUGUUUGUUAACUGCAGAGACGUAUCCCCAUUCGAGUGGCAUCCAUUUUCAAUAACUUCAGCCCCAGAAGAUAAUUAUUUGAGUGUUCAUAUUCGAACACUUGGUGAUUGGACAAGGCAACUCAAGAAUGUUUUCUCAGAAGUUUGUGCACCUCCUCAAGCUGGAAAAAGUGGACUUCUCAGAGCUGAAUUUUUGCAAGGAGGAGCUCCUAAUCCUAAGUUCCCGAAAAUAUUGAUCGACGGUCCAUACGGGGCACCAGCACAAGACUACAAGAAAUACGACGUGGUAUUACUAGUAGGGUUAGGAAUUGGGGCUACACCAAUGGUGAGUAUAGUGAAAGACAUAAUCGACAAUAUAGAGGAGAAAGAAGCAGAAGCAAAUGCAGUAGAGAAUGGGCAACAAGGGCAUAGCAAUCGAGGUGGGAGCAAGCACGGGAAAGGGUUCCGAACUCGAAAGGCAUACUUUUACUGGGUGACGCGAGAGCAAGGGUCAUUCGAAUGGUUUAAAGGGAUAAUGAACGAGGUAGCGGAAAUGGACGAGAGAGGGGUGAUCGAGUUACACAACUAUUGCACGAGUGUGUACGAAGAAGGGGAUGCUAGGUCUGCGUUGAUAGCAAUGCUUCAGUCGUUGCAACAUGCUAAGAGUGGAGUGGAUGUGGUAUCAGGGACUAGAGUAAAGUCACAUUUUGCUAAGCCAAAUUGGAGACAAGUUUAUAAAAAGAUAACUCUUCAUCAUCCUGAUACUCGAGUUGGGGUGUUUUACUGUGGGGCUCCAGCACUCACUAAGGAGCUUAGCCAAUUGGCUUCGGAUUUCUCUCGUAAAACAUCCACUAAGUUCGAGUUUCACAAAGAGAACUUCUAAUUGGAUUUGAAAUCAGAUCAGUUUUAUAAUAUGAAUGGCAAGGUCAAUGAUGUUGGUGAUGGUUGACACAUACCGCACUAAACCCUAAACCAACCACCCAACCCCAUUCAUUACAUGCCCAUUACCGCAGCCGCCGCGUUUGCCCACAUUUAAUUUUUUCUUUUUUCCUCUCUUAUGUAGCUUUUUUUUUUUUUUUUAAUUUUUUGCCAACUAUAAAUACAUAAACUUACUGUAAACAUGUAAUUCCAAUCCUAUUUCUUCCAAGAAAUCUAAGCUUUUUUUCCUUCUUUCAUUUAUUCUA
Benincasa hispida (wax gourd) is the source of this 3293-nucleotide messenger RNA. It is a transcript of the gene RBOHD, whose product is annotated as respiratory burst oxidase homolog D. Gene Ontology annotation, cellular component: plasma membrane. The record is from RefSeq and is a predicted model, not a curated record. Gene Ontology annotation, molecular function: calcium ion binding; NAD(P)H oxidase H2O2-forming activity; peroxidase activity. Lineage: Eukaryota; Viridiplantae; Streptophyta; Magnoliopsida; Cucurbitales; Cucurbitaceae.